Messenger RNA from Saccostrea cuccullata (small rock oyster), 1340 nucleotides. RefSeq names its product beta-1,4-galactosyltransferase 4-like. NCBI's taxonomy places the organism in Eukaryota, Metazoa, Mollusca, Bivalvia, Ostreida, Ostreidae. The coding region runs from base 127 to 1335 and encodes 402 amino acids. Gene Ontology annotation, molecular function: galactosyltransferase activity. Gene Ontology annotation, biological process: carbohydrate metabolic process. Gene Ontology annotation, cellular component: Golgi apparatus. The transcript is spliced from 6 exons. The record is from RefSeq and is a predicted model, not a curated record.
AAUUGAUUCCAUUCUCAAGCUCUUCACACAAUAUAAGGCAGACAUACUGCAAUAAUAAAGGCUCAAGAAGAGACUGAUUAGAAAUACAGGCUAUGUGUGGACCAGCGUGCGUUCGUAAACAGGACGAUGCGCUUUAUAAAAUUCAGUGUGAUUAUCAAGAUUUACCUGUUCCUGACAGUAGCAGGAAUUGUUAUAUAUGCAACCUUCUAUAUGUGUGGAAUAGCAGAAAAUACUCGAAAGAGCGUUCCAUCAGUUUUGAACAGUUCCAUCGAAUACGAAAUUCGGAGUGUUGACGUAGGUAGCUUAACUGUUACACUUGUGUCUGAAACUGUCGCUAAAGUUGAGGAGAGUCCAGAUUUCUGUCCACAGACUCCACUUUAUCUAGAGGGGCAGCGGAAAUUGGACAUGAGACCUUGUUUAUUGGCAGAAUGCAAUAUAAAAGCCUCACAGUUUGAGGAAAAAUCAAUGGAUAUGUGUAACUUAAUGCUGUGUAAUAAGUCAGUUUGUGCACAAGUCAAAUGUGUGAACUCUACUAAUACUUCUUCAAUCAUUUACACGAAUUAUAUCGUAACACUAAACACUACCUUAGAAGAGUGUCUAUAUGAUAGCAAUACAACACUUCAACAGUUUCAUAGAUUUGGAGGACAAUGGAGGCCUUCACAGUGUAUUCCUGUACGACAUUUAGCCAUUGUUAUACCAUUCAGAGACCGUGAGGAGCACCUGUGUAUUCUCCUCAAAAACCUUAUACCGAUGCUAAUGUUGCAAUUAACUGAGUUUAGACUUUUUGUCGUAGAACAGACAGGAAAUGGUACAUUUAAUAAGGGAAGGAUAAUGAAUGCAGGUUUCUUGGAGGCCAUGAAGACGUACAAUUUUGAUUGCGUCAUAUUUCAUGACGUCGAUCUUAUUCCGGAACAUGAUGGGAAUCUUUACGAUUGUGGAGAUCAUCCGCGCCACCUAUCAGUGGCUAUUGACAAAAUGAGCUACAAACUAAUGUACUCCUUUUUGGUAGGUGGGGUGUUAGGAUUUAGGCCAGACCAAUUCCGCCGGGUCAAUGGAUAUUCUAAUGCUUUUUGGGGUUGGGGCGGCGAGGAUGACGAUAUGGCACUAAGGAUUGUAUACUCCGGACUUAGAAUAAUGCGUCCACCAGUGACUGUUGCCCGUUAUAAAAUGUUAACGCAUGAAAAGAGAAAACCAUGGAGUAAAAGGAUCGCCAUGUUGCGGACUUCUAGGCUGAGGAUGCGUCAAGAUGGAGUAAAUAGUGUGUCUUAUAAAAUUGUUUCCUUCAAGACGUAUGCCUACUAUACUAAAAUAGAAGUUGAUGUUGGAAAACAAUGAAUAUU